AUGUGUGUGUGCCUGUGUGUGAUGCUCCUUCCUUCUUUUUUCCUAUUCAGAGCCCCGCAACGGCAGCACGCAAGAAGAUGUGUGUGUGUGUGUGUGCGUGUAAACGCGCGUGGAGAGCCAGGCAGAGAGAAACAUCCCCCACAGGCAAGAAAGCAGACAAUGCACCGCAGAGAACAGAAAUUUUUUUUCACUUCUCAUUAUUUUACCCACACCGUCGACGCUAGCGCCACACAUACGCACGCACACAGAGACACAGAUGCAUACAUGAGAGAGAGAGUGAUGCACAGAGCGAAGUGCACGUGCAUGCAGUGCAUAUAUGUGCACACACAAAGGUGA
Trypanosoma conorhini is the source of this 336-nucleotide messenger RNA. RefSeq lists its product as uncharacterized. The record is from RefSeq and is a predicted model, not a curated record. NCBI's taxonomy places the organism in Eukaryota, Euglenozoa, Kinetoplastea, Trypanosomatida, Trypanosomatidae. Bases 1 to 336 code for a protein of 111 amino acids. The transcript has a single exon.